AUGUUUUUACUCCCUACCAAUCAUUCCAACGAUUAUCGCCUCGAAGGGUGCCUUGUUGGGCACAAGAACACCAUUAAUUGUUUAGCGGUCUCUCGCAAUGGCAGUACAUUAGCAAGCGGGGGCUGUGACGGAAUGAGGAUUUGGGACCUUAAGAGGCGAGUUCAGCUCCCAAUUCCACCUCAAACCCCAGCCAUUCGAAAUCCAGGCGAUCCGGUGACUUGCGCAUGCUGGAUUACCUGCCAUGAAGUGAUGCGCGAAAUGUUAUGUUACGGCACAGGGCUUAGUUUCAUAGGGAUUUGGCAACAACAGGGAGAAGGUUUGCAGGACUUCAAUGUGAAAGUGUCAAGGAGGAUCGGAACGGGUAAGGAGAUCAUGUGUCUUACAUACGACCAUACCGGGGACGACACUCGUAUUGCGAGUGGGACCCGCGACAGACGCGUUCAAGUUUGGGUGUUUGACUUCAAAGGACCGUUGAUACCGAUUUUCAGCAUCGAACUCGCUACUACCAUCCCGCAUACCAUAAAUUUCAACCGUGCUGCAAGUAGAGACAUAUUAGUUUUUGGCAUGUAUGACGGUGAUAUGGGCACAGAUGGUGGCAUCAUCGCUACAAACAACGCUGGGCCAUUGAUCGGGCAUGCUUCUGUGGACGCAGCUCAAACGCUGUUCCUGAUGGACAAUGUCAUGAAUGGAUUCAGCUUACAUUGCCUGGAUGACGCAGUGUGUAUCCGUACCUAUGAUACCAACCCAGUCAAGACAUUCCCGAAGCAGGUUGCUUUUGGGGGGAAGGCUACCCUCGUAGUCGGGGGUAGCAACACAGGAGUUAUUUAUGUUUUUGACAAAAAUGAAGGAACACUAAAACAAGUCUUGCAACAUGCCGACAAGGGUCGAGUACAAACGGUGACGACAUAUGAUGGUACACACCACAGCCUAAUAUUCGGGGCAACAUCUAUGAAUGACACAGAGCCAGCCAUCUCCAUCUGGUGUCGUAAACAUGACAGUACUGCAAAGUCAGCAGACCGUCCUCUAUCAGCGCUGAAAAACUUCGUGCGGGGAAUAGCCCAGCUAGCUAUCGCAAUGGCACUGAUAGCAUAUCUCCUCGAGCUGCACAAUACAUCCUCAUUGGCAUCACUGGGAAAUGCCUGGCAAAAAUACUCAAAGUUUGGGGAUCGACCGCAGGACCUGACAGAUGCUCAUGUCUUACUAGAGAAAUACAUCGAGGAUCAGAGAAAGGGCAAGAUCCUUGAGAGGGCGCGAAGCUCGGCGGAGAAUAGAAAACAUGACAGACGAGUGAAGUCCAUCAUAUUAGGCAGUGAGAAGCAUAAUGAGGACAUGCACGCUGUGAUUCUUCUCGGAAAUUAG
This is a messenger RNA of Suillus discolor, 1359 nucleotides long. Its product is annotated as WD40-repeat-containing domain protein. The record is from RefSeq and is a predicted model, not a curated record. The transcript is spliced from 6 exons. NCBI's taxonomy places the organism in Eukaryota, Fungi, Basidiomycota, Agaricomycetes, Boletales, Suillaceae. Bases 1 to 1359 code for a protein of 452 amino acids. Gene Ontology annotation, molecular function: protein binding.